Molecule: messenger RNA, 1222 nt
Organism: Coregonus sp. 'balchen'
Lineage: Eukaryota; Metazoa; Chordata; Actinopteri; Salmoniformes; Salmonidae
Source: the annotation of a GenBank genome assembly
AUGAGCCGUGAGUCCAUAUUCCACAUUAUAACUUAUCUUAUGGCAUUAACAUUGACAAUUCAUGUGUCUGAUUUAUGUUGUAAUGUAUUUAACAAGGCCACAAUUUGUUCGUCUUUCUCUGUAUUCCAGAUCAAAACGUUGACUCCAACUGUACCCGAUUCAAAGAGAAAGUGGGAAACACAACUGGGAAAAGGACUGAGGACCACGACACCUGUGCCACAUCUACCCCCAACCCCCCCCUUGAUCCCCCCCCAAAACCCACCCUCAUACCCACCAUGUCUCUCAAAACCUUCCACCUGAUAGAGACCCUCAAGAAAUCCCCGGCCGCUUUACGCCGCCGCUUCCGCCGCGACCGCACAGAGUCCCUCUCCCACGGCGACCCGCUAUUCAAGGUCCACUACCUGGGCACCGAGAAAAUCUUCUCCCUGGAUCGAGAGCAGGCCCAGGACGCCAUAUCCCGGCUACUCGAAGGGGCCGCAAAUGGAAAGAAGCUGAGCAAAGACCAUGCGUUGGUUGUUCGUCCACGCUAUGUCGAAGUCAAAGAGCUCAGCACAGGGCGCCAGCUCACUAAGACAUACCUCCAGGACAUAGCCUACUGCGCCGCCGACUCCACCAGACCCAACGUGUUUCUGUACAUCUGUAAGCAGCGUGGGCAACAGCUGCAGUGCCGGGUGUUCUGGUGCAGCCGGGCGGAGCGGGCACGGGACAUGACGGCCUGUCUGGCACACUCCUUCCAGAGGGCACUGAGCGACUGGCAGGGGGACGGCGGAAGUACCGGCACGCUGACCCCAGAAAAAGUUGAGGUGAAGGAGGGAGAGGAUAUGUCCACCACCUCUGCUACCUCCCGAAACUCCAUGCUAACAGCUAGCUUAAGAAGAGGUAAACACGCCUGAGCACCUGACACACUGAAAUAUUCUGUUGAAAUCAAUAGAAACCAAAAAUGUUAGGCAGGUGGUAAGGGGAUUGCCUAGCGAUAGGGGAAACUGUCAAAGGGAUUAAUUGAUAGUCUUCAGUUAACACAUGAAUGUAUGUGGAUUUGCACAUUUCACCAUCUUCUCUUGAGAGUUGUAUGUGGAAAAAAAAAACAAGCCCAGCCAGCACAUUUAACACCCUCUCUCUUCUGUGUCGGUUUGCAGUCCGUUGGAAGAAGAGGAGCUCCCUGUCUCACAGUCCACUGAGUGCCAUGACCAGGAAGAGAUCCACCUCAGACAUCUGGCACUGA